UCCGGCAUUUUAAGAAGGGACAAAUUGCGUAGAACAUUUACGAAAAAUUACUUUUUAGCCACACCAGAUAAUAAUAAUAAUCAUGUCUGCUGAGCCUCCUUUAAAACCACGUACCCAUCUUUUUAAAAAUAAGGGAAAAGAUGCCGAGGAAAUGAGAAGACGACGAACUGAAGUCACUAUUGAACUUCGAAAGAAUAAACGUGAUGAGCAUGUGUUGAAGCGGAGAAAUGUUCCGGCCCAGGACAGCACGGACUCUGAGGAUAGCGAGAAGCCGACCACGCAGACACUGCAGCAGAUCGUGGAGAAGGCAAACAGCACCGACACCACCAUUCAGUUGAACGCCGUCCAGGCCGCCAGGAAGCUCCUAUCAAGUGAUAGAAAUCCUCCCAUUGAUGAUCUGAUAUCGUCUGGAAUUCUCCCCAUUCUUGUCGACUGUCUGAUGAAAGAUGACAAUCCGUCAUUACAGUUUGAAGCAGCAUGGGCAUUGACAAAUAUUGCUUCCGGGACCUCCUUGCAAACACAGGCAGUUGUGGCUGCUGGAGCUGUUCCAUUGUUUCUAAGAUUACUUCACUCUCAGCACCAGAAUGUCUGUGAACAGGCAGUUUGGGCAUUGGGGAAUAUAAUCGGCGACGGGCCACAAUGCAGGGAUUAUGUAAUUAACUUGGGUGCUGUGGCACCACUACUUGCUUUCAUCAAUCCCAGUAUACCCUUACCUUUUCUACGAAACGUUGCUUGGGUUAUCGUCAACUUGUGUCGCAACAAGGAGCCACCGCCACCGGUGGAAACGAUAAAAGAAAUUCUUCCAGCACUCUGUCAACUGAUCCAUCAUACAGAUGUGAAUAUUCUAGUUGACACUGUGUGGGCUCUGUCAUAUCUAACGGACGGCGGUAACGAUCAGAUUCAGAUGGUGAUAGACUCGGGUGUCGUCCCUUUCCUAGUUCCGUUACUUAGUCAUGCAGACGUCAAAGUUCAGACGGCAGCGUUGCGUGCGGUGGGUAACAUUGUGACAGGAACGGACGAACAGACACAGAUUGUCCUAAAUUCUGACGCCCUUUCACAUUUUCAUGCACUUCUCACCCAUCCGAAAGAAAAAAUAAACAAGGAGGCGGUGUGGUUUUUGUCAAACAUAACGGCUGGCAACCAGCUUCAAGUACAGGCUGUGAUAGACGCAGGUCUUAUUCCUUUAAUAAUCCAUCACCUGCGUAAGGGAGAUUUCCAGACACAAAAGGAAGCGGCGUGGGCAAUAAGCAAUUUAACAAUUAGCGGUAAACGAGAACAGGUUGCCUAUGUUGUUGAACAAGGGGUCAUUGACCCAUUCUGCAACCUGCUCGGGGUAAAAGAUGCCCAGGUGGUCAAUGUUGUGCUCGAUGGUGUUAAUAACAUUUUGAAACUGGCGGGAGACACGACGGAGGCUAUAGCUCAAAUGAUAGAGGAAUGCGGAGGUCUAGAUAAAAUAGAACAUUUGCAAGCCCAUGAAAAUGAAGACAUUUAUAAACUUGCUUAUGAAAUAAUAGAUCAUUUCUUCUCUGGAGAGAUUGAAGAGGAAGCAUUACUGCCAACAGCAUCUAACGAAGGCUACCAGUUUGAUCCCAAUGCUCAGAUUCCAUCAGAAGGAUUCAAGUUUUGACGACGGAUACAGUUUGGCCUUAUUGAGUCUUGUGGCCGACUGUGCACCUGCAUUUAAUAACGCCAACAUUGAAGACUUUCCCACGACCUUCGCUCCUCGGCUGACUUUUGACUUGCCACUUAAUUGGUAUCUGCGUUGGAUUGUCAUUGGGGAUCUGGAAUUUUUAAUAUAUUUUUUAAUUAUUUAAAAAAGAAAGAAAUGUCCACCCAGUGACAACAUUCUAGCCAAAUUGAAUGACUGGCUGACGCGCAUUUAAACAGCCUGGGGUUUCCCCCGACUUCCACACUGUGAACUACUGAAAUGGGAGGGAGAGAGAAUUCUUUGCGGAAAAAGAAAUUCGGAAAACUACAAAGUGCCUAGUCCAGAACAUAACAAUGAAUGAAGGCUAUCAAUUCUUCCUGGCUAUAUUGUUCGACUGGAUUUGGUGAUAUAACCUUGGGGAAGAACUCUUUUUUUUUUCUUUUUUUUCUUUUUUUAUACACAAAAGACUUGACGGUCACCAGAAGACAUUUAAAAAAAAAAAAAAAGUUAAGAAAGAAAAAGGGGGGAACAACCCUCUCUGCAGAUGGUUUCUUUCUAGAGGAUUGGUGCUUUUUUUCUAACUGAAUGUCUCGAAGUUUUUUUUAGCUAGCAUCUUGAACUGCCGCUAAAAAACGUGACAUGAAAAUCCUCGGAAAGUGCCAUCUGUAUUGUGUACCAAGUCUGUGUGCCCCCCAAAGACGUCUGUGACGGACAGUGCUUCAUUGAUAGAACGCUUAAUGUUUGUUCAAACAGACUGCGACUGAGACAACGGUAUCCAGAUGCACAGUUUUAUUUCGUUCUCCUGACACUGCGUUUGUUGAUCAGUGAUAUAGAUUAUAGAUAUAUAUAAAUAGAUAUAUAAAUAGAUGUACAUACACAUUUGACCCAAGGUUUGUUAAAAAGAAUUAAAAAAUUGGAGGAUUUUUUUUUUUUUUUUUUUUUUUUUUUUUUUACCAAUGAAUUUUAACCUGUAAUUGCCCCAUACGACUUGUUAGCCAGAAUUAAAAAAAAAAAUGAAAGACUGAUGGAUUUAAAAGAAAAUACAUAAUACUUAAAGCAUGUGUGUGGUUUUUGUAGGGUCUUUUUUUUUAAUAUAAAUAAGUUCUGUGUAACCAAUUUGUUUCACCUGUUUCUGUUUUUGUUUUUUUUCACUUAAAAGUCUUUCAAAGAACUGAUUUAUAAAGGCUUUUUUAUGUGAUUUAAUUAGGAUUUUAAUUUAAUUCGCACAGUGUGAUAACUUAUAAACAGUCAUGUGGACUAUUUGUUUGCAUAAAUUAAAGAGACCAUCUGCAUUUUGAAAGGGACUAUCAUUAGUUUUCUGCCAUUGCAACUCGUUUACCUUUUAGAUGACUAAAAUUACAUAUUAAAUUUAUUUUUCUGUUUAGAAUAUCUGUGUCUGUAUAAACAAGUUGUUUGUUGUCGUCCUAAUGUUUGUAGGAGCUCAAACUGAAUAUUUUCUGAAAGAAUUUUGUGCGCAUUAAAAUAUACCACACAAAGUAAAAUUAACAGUGCCUGCUACAAACUGUUUUACAUGACUACAUACACAUUAGAUGUACACAGAUUGGUAUUCUAAAGAAGAAAAUAGAUUUAAGAUGUACUUUGUCUUUCUUCUUCUUCUGCAUUCAAUCUUUUUAUGGCUGUCCCAUCAGUAAUCCGGAUGUGACUAUGGAGUUUUCCCGUCUUCCGGAGGUUGUCGACAGAUCGUUUUAGUCUUUGAAAAAUAUGUAAUUUUAGUUGAUGAAAAAGGCUGUUGGUCCUAAACCUCUUACAAUGGCUGCAAACUCAAGAUAGUCUCUUUUAACAUUAAAUACAUUUUUUGUAACAUGUUCCACUUUUUAACUAUAUUAAAAUUAAGAAAUAAUUGUGUCGGAGGGAGGAGGGAAACGUCGGUCCCAGAAGUAUUUAAAAUUUCUAAUGCAGUUUUUAUAAUUUUAGUAUGAUUAAUUGUAUAAAUGAUGAGACCAUUUAACCAAUGAAAAGGUAAUAAUUGUAACUAAAUGUUUGACAUUCAAUAGCUGAGAAUUGAUAAAUAAAUGUGCUUUAGUUGGGUUUUUUUUUAUAGCAAAAACAUGAUACUAGUGAUAAUGUCUGUUAGAGGAAAAGUGAAAAACACAAACUCCACUAAAUAUCAAGUAAAAGAUAAUCUAGUACCACUAUGUGUUAACUUGGUCUUGUCCAAAAAUAAAUUUAGUUUAUCAGAAUACAUGUGCCAAACGUGUAAGAAUUUAAACCGGGUUUACAAGGUUACAAGUUUUUUUCCUACUAGUUGAGCACAUGCAUUUUAAAUGCUUUUUUAAAUAACAGGAUGUCCAAGACAUCCCAAGUAAAUCUACGUUCUAGUAUAUUUAAUUUAAAAAAGAAUGUUCUAAUAUUAUUCAGUAACAUACUGACUACAGGUGUAAGUUACAUGGUAUUUGAGAAAUGUUUGAUAAACUUUUGAACAUGUCCCUCGCAUUUCUCUGACCAUGUCGGUAUCUCCCACAUAAAGCAGGCCUCUAACCCUUUUGUAUCUCUGACCGUGUUGGUAUCUCCCACAUAAAGCAGGCCUUUGACCCUCUUGUUUCUCUGACCGUGUUGAUAUCUCCCACAUAAAGCUGGCCUCUGAAAAUUGCGAGAAUGAUCGUUAAAUUCACGCGUUGCUAAUUUUUGCCUAACCUAUUUUCUGUUCGCACAAAAUUUGGAGCACCAUUUACUUCGAUAUAGCGGUUAUGCAAAAAGGGAAAUGGCUUACCUGGAUUUAUUUUUGUGUAACCGAUAAAUGGGUCAUGCAGAUUCUCAAUUCCCAGAGGCCUGUAAAGGUUACCAACAGUUUAACUUGCAUGGUUUUAUUGUUUUGACAUCACCGUAACAUUUUGUACAAAUGUCCAAGAUUUCAUCUUUUUGUCUCACCAUGAGAUAUAGGGAUUAUCUUACAGCAAUGGUGACCAUGUCGACAUUCGUGUUAAGCUCCAACUUUUAAGGUUUUUUUUUUUUCUAAUUAGAUUCAUGUCUCACAACCUGUAAGUAUUAGACCAAUAAAAUUUGGUUUAUAGUGUCACCUAUGCAUGUUUAUCUCCGUACAUGUUACAAAAUUUGUUAAAUUUAGCUGAAUGUUACAUUUUUACAAUUAGGUCAGUUUGUCACAAACUGUUUUGGAUCAAUCAAACUUGAUUUGUAGUUGCAUCUAUAAAUGUUCAUUUAUAUGCAUGUGGGGUAAAAAUGAGCUUUUUUUUUUUUUUAAACAUGAAUUGAGAUUUACAUCUAUGGAUGCAAUUAUCAGUGACGCCAAAUAUAUUAUGGUAGGCUACACGUUAAAUCCACUUAAUUCUGGACACUUUAUUCAUUACAAAUGCACAUAUAAAACAUGGUUUACAUUUUAAACAGAAUUGGUAAAAAAAAUUAGUUGUGCAAUGUUUAUAUUGGAUAUGUCCAAUAGCACAAAAAUCCCAACAUAUUUCUAAACAUCCCAUUAAAGUAUUUUAUAACUAUUUAGAAGUAUUGACUUUUUUAGGAAUUAAAUGCUGGAAACGUUUUAUGUUGAGUAAAUUAAAAAUGUUAUUUAGCAGCCUUGUACAGAAUGUGCUUGUUUGUGCUAAUUUGUAUAAAUUAUUCAUAAUAUUUUUGUUAGGGGAAAAGAAGCCUAUCCUUAAACCUACUACUGAAUUGACGUUAAUGUUAUUGGCAUCGUUAUGGAACCCAUGGAAAUGUUUAUAAACAGGCUUUUUAAAAGACCAGGCCAGGGGCCUAAUUCACAAAGGUCUCUUAGGCUCUGCUAGACACCAAAGCAUCCUCUUUGCAAGUCUUUUAGCAUUGCACUGCGAGAUAGCAAAGUUUGAAUCUGGACUCUCUAAAAGUUUUAUAAGCAAGGGCCCUGAUAAGAAAUGUCAUUCCUUAUUAGCUUGAUACCUGAUGUUGAAAAAUUUAAAGAUGAAAACCAUCCAGUAUUUCCAACUUCAGUGCAUAUCCAAAAACUAUACAGGUGUCCUUUUGUUUUUUCCCUUCAGGCCGACAGUAACUAGUUCUAAAAGAUGUGCAGUGGGUUUUUUAAUUUUUUUAUUCAUCUCCGAUUUAACACACACACACACACACCCAUAAAAACGUACUUUGAGUUUGUUUUUUUUUUAAUUUAAAGUUAUGUUUGGACAUAGUUAAGUUUAAGGACAUCGGUGUUGUUUUUAAAAAAAAUUCCACAUACCAAAUUAUUUUAUAUCUAGGAUUUUAUACUUUUUUCUUUUCUUUUUUAAAGCCUACAAACAUAUCUAGGGGUUCCUGAAUACUAAUGGCAUGUUUUCCAUAAAGGAAUAAAAUUACUUAGAAUAUUCAAAAUUUAACUGUUGUGAAAAAAACAACAGAUUUUUAUUGUCUCUGUACAAACAAUAUUGCUCAACACAUUGUAACCCUAUUACAUAAUAAUAAUAAAAACCGUCAAAUGAUGCACAUAAUGUUUUAUUUAUUGCAAAUGUGGUUCCCUUUCCCCAGCAGGCCAUUGGAAGUUCCUGUCAUUUUAAGGAUAGGUCUUGGGUGGACACUCAAUAUCUGCCUAUUGGGUUGCCAACCAGCUUUUAUGCAUAACUCGUGUUGUUGGGAGGUGUCAUGUGAAUUGUUAAUUUGUUGUUCUCCCAUCAUCAUUGGACCAUUUCAGGUAUCAUCAUCUUAAGAGUGAAUUAAAAACCUCUUCCAUCACAUUUUAAUAUCUGCAGAUGUUUGUACAAAAAGUGAAAAUAUUAAACCAAGGCCCUCAUUUUGUGGACCUUAAUGUCAAUAUUAAAUGUUUGGAGGAAAUAACAACUGCCAUAGAUAAAACAUCCAAUACACAUGAUUACACCGAUAAAUCGGUAAUAAAUUGGAUGUUUUGUAUUAAAAUGAUUGGUAGAUGAAGUAAAUUACAAUAUUAUUAAACUAUUGAUUUAAAAAAAAAAAAAAAAAAAAAAAAAAAAUCUAAUGCCACUUUUUGGCAGUUAUAUACUAGAGGUAACAUUCUCAGUUCGACCAUAACUUGAAGUUGAGAUAAUCAUUGUCCUUCCAUUUUAAAUACUAUGGCAGUAUCAAAUGUCUUCAUGUCUAACAAAUGAAAUGGUCCAAUGUCUCGUAAAGUUCUGGACAGCAUUCCAUAACGAUAGUCUGUUAAAAGCAGAACAAUGGAGGCUGGUGUAUAUUAAAUUUAUUUUAUGCAAAAACAAAAUGUUAAAAAAUGUUUCGGCAUUAAAUGUGGAAACCUUCAAUGUUCUGCAGCAACUUGUUUAAAUUGUUUUUAAAAGUUUUAUAUAUAAAAAUGAAAGUCUUGCUAAUGCUGUCCAAAAUAUAGUUGCAAGGCAGUCCUUUACAAUGUUUAGACUUGAAAAUAAAAAUCAAAUUAUUCUGA
Gigantopelta aegis is the source of this 6989-nucleotide messenger RNA. RefSeq names its product importin subunit alpha-4-like. The coding region runs from base 83 to 1627 and encodes 514 amino acids. The record is from RefSeq and is a predicted model, not a curated record. Gene Ontology annotation, biological process: NLS-bearing protein import into nucleus. The transcript has 14 exons. Gene Ontology annotation, cellular component: nucleoplasm; cytoplasm; nucleus. NCBI's taxonomy places the organism in Eukaryota, Metazoa, Mollusca, Gastropoda, Neomphalida, Peltospiridae. Gene Ontology annotation, molecular function: protein binding; nuclear import signal receptor activity.